Colius striatus (speckled mousebird) is the source of this 1245-nucleotide messenger RNA. RefSeq names its product sirtuin 5 (gene SIRT5). Bases 89 to 1111 code for a protein of 340 amino acids. The record is from RefSeq and is a predicted model, not a curated record. Gene Ontology annotation, molecular function: NAD+ binding; protein-succinyllysine desuccinylase activity; protein-malonyllysine demalonylase activity. Lineage: Eukaryota; Metazoa; Chordata; Aves; Coliiformes; Coliidae. The transcript is spliced from 10 exons.
UGGGACGUGCGGCCUUGCACGCGUUUCCCCCCCCCUCCUUCCCCUCAGCGCCGCGCAGCCGCCGUUUCCCGCCGCUGAGGUAAAAGGGAUGCUGAUGAGCCUGUUUCAAUUCACCGUUAGAAGGUCAGUUUCCAGAGGUUUUUGUGGAUUUAAGGCGGCUGCUUCGAAGGCGAGGGAGAUCCGCUCGGGAAUGGCUCGUCCCAGUUCAAAGUUACGGAGAGCCUCAAGCAUUUGUAACCACUCAGGAGCCAAGGUAUUGGGUAACUCCAGGAGCCCUGUUUGUUCCAGUAGUGGUAUGGCUGACUUUCGGGAGGUGUUUGCCAAAGCGAAGCACAUAGCCAUCAUCACGGGAGCUGGCGUCAGCGCUGAGAGCGGAGUCCCGACCUUCAGGGGGGCUGGAGGCUUGUGGAGAAAGUGGCAAGCCCAGGAGCUGGCCACUCCGGAGGCCUUCGCCCGAAACCCCUCUCGCGUGUGGGAGUUCUACCACUACCGCCGGGAGGUGAUGCUGAGCAAACAGCCCAACCCAGCGCACGUCGCCAUCGCCGAGUGCGAGCGGCGCCUGAGCAAGCAAGGGAGGAGCGUGGUGGUCAUCACCCAGAACAUUGAUGAGCUGCACAGAAAGGCAGGCACAAAGCACCUCAUAGAAAUCCACGGUAGCUUGUUUAAAACUCGGUGCACCAACUGCGGGAACAUCGCUGCAAAUUACAAGAGUCCGAUAUGCCCCGCGCUGGCCGGGAAAGGAGCUCCAGAUCCUGACACAGAAGAGGCCACAAUUCCAGUGGAAGACCUUCCUCAGUGUGAGGAGGACGGCUGCAACGGGCUCCUCCGGCCCCACGUCGUGUGGUUUGGGGAAGCCCUGGAUCCCAACGUGCUCACAGAGGUUGAGAAGGAGCUUGACAUUUGUGACCUUUGCUUGGUGGUUGGCACCUCCUCCGUGGUGUACCCCGCCGCUAUGUUUGCCCCUCAGGUAUCUGCCAGAGGAGUGCCAGUUGCAGAGUUCAACAUGGAAACUACUCCUGCUACCAACAGAUUCAGGUUUCACUUCCAGGGCCCCUGCGGGACCACUCUGCCGCCGGCGCUGGCCCGACACCACACCGAGAUCAUCUCCUGAGCACCUGCGUGCCGGCGCCGGGAUGUGCGUGCGUGUGUGUGUGUGUGUGUGUGUGCAGAUGCGAGGCGGCGCGUCUGUGUGUGCGUGCGUGUGUCCCCGUGUCCCCCCGCAAUAAACAUGCUGCUGGCGCCCGG